Messenger RNA from Amoebophrya sp. A120, 2889 nucleotides. The record is from the annotation of a GenBank genome assembly. NCBI's taxonomy places the organism in Eukaryota, Dinophyceae, Syndiniales, Amoebophryaceae.
GCAAAGAGUUCUGAAUUUUUUUUGUUGAAGAAGCAAUACCAAAGAAUAAAGAAACUGCUAUCAUACGGACGAAAAGAUGUUGUGGCUCUUUUUUGAAAUUGAUGGAGGAGUACAUCAAGUAGAGAUCUUGUUGUUUCUCUGCUCCUUAUUUGCUCUCAUUGGAGGUGUGUUGUGGCUAAGAUUGAAUGACAACGUCCAUCUAGCUUUUGGCCGGAGAUCCAGUAGAAAAGCACCAUUGGUGCACAGUGUUGUCGUGCAGGAGGAAAUUCACGAUGAUGAAUCAGUUGCGAUUCAAAAUGGUUUGGCUCCGCGGCACGAAGAAUUGCCUUACCCAGCGCUACCACGCUCUCCCAUUCUCCAGCCUACACUCGUGGCAUUGCACAGCGACCCCCACCCUGUGCCUGUCCGAGCGGAAGAAGCAAUUGUGGCCGACACCGCCGUGGAACGGGCACAACCCCGCCCAGCGCAGGCAGAAGAAUUACCAGAGGUAAUUGUGCUCGAAGAGGAGGAUGAAGCAUUGGUCGAUCCGCUGGGCACAGAAGCCAACGCCGAACCUGCCUUGCAACAACAGGCAAUCGAGUUUGUCGCUGAUGCAGAUGAUCCGCGAACCAAUGCUGAAUGGCAACCCGAGCCAGCAGCUGCUCUUCUCGCCGUGCAGCAGCACUUGCUGCAAGAAGGUUUCGGUCCGCAAGAUGAAAUCAUCGUCCCAGCGGAAAGACCCGCGCCAGCCACGCCCGAGGCGCAGUUUGCGCACGACUACUUGAACGACCUGUAUCCCCGAGUAGCAAAUGCCGCAGUACUCUACUCACCAGCCGAGCGCGCGACAAACGCGGUGUGUGUGUGCUGGGAGAAGAAACAGAAAGAAGAAAUGUCGUCGAAAGCGACCGUGGGAACACAUGGGGGUCAGCAAGAGAAGCCCGUCCAAACGUUGCCCGACGAACUUCUCCGCGAGAUCUUUCUCUUUGCGAAGGACCCGAUUGCCCCCUCAAUCUGUGAGCGCAACGCCCGCGCCAUGCUGGGACUGACGGUGCGGUGGCCCGGUAGGAAAGACACGGCUGCUUCGACCAUAAUAGCGAGUAGCAGCAAUACCUUGUCUACUUCUUCAGUGGCACCGCCUCAGUGCGAGGGCGACGUGGCAAUGGCAACUACUUCUACGCGGGCGUCCUCGUUUCCUGAGAGAACAGAGCAUGAAGCAGAAGCACUUGGAAGCACCAAACAGCACCUCGACGUGAAUCAACGGCAAAAAACCCAGCCUCCUAACGUCUUCACCUACACUCCCAGCAUAUUUCUGGAGGGGAACUACACGCGCGAAGACUUCGCCAUUCUCGGCUACCGGCUUCACCCGGAAGGCUACCUGGGGAAGCAUCUGGGGCUUGGGGCAACUGCGGAGCAACCUCCGGAAAAAAGUGCACCAACAGCACCGGAGCACAAACAGCUGCUUGAAAAGCUCUGUCCAGUGACUUACGGCCCUGUUCCAUCUUUUCACCCAUCGCAACUGCGUGAACUUGAGUUCGAGGUUGGCUUGUCCAAGCGACUAAAGAUGGCAGAUCUGUUUGCCAGAUCCGGAUUGCACGACGUCGACGAAGCAAUUAAUGCCAGUCAUAGAUCCAAUUUUGAUCCGUUGAACCGUGUUACGCUGUCCAUCGGGUCGGUGAUGCAAUAUUAUGCGGAGUAUCAUCAGAUGGCGCAUCCCGAUGAGCUCGUAUGUCCAAUGGCAAGCUUGGGACGAAGCAACCCUCCGUGGUUUCAUGGCGACAUCGAAACCGUCCUCGCGACAGUCGAUCACGACGAACAAAAAAGCGAAGUAGCAGAUCCCAACAUCAGCCAGCUCAUGAGUCAGAUGAGAGAACAGCCCGAGCCGUUCUGGGUGGCGGAGCUCGAAAAGGCGCGGGCUUUGGAGCGUCGACACUGGUCCGACCCAAACAGUACGGCCUUUGGUGGACCGACACAGAGGGCUGUGCAGUUCCAGCAGGAGAUGCAAGAAGUGACACUGCAAUUUUGGCACGAGGUCUUCCUUGACAAGAAAAAGCGCAAUCUCUACCCCUACCACACUCGCAGACAUGACCUACGGUACGUUCUCGAAUUCGAUGUCACUGUCAAUGGUGAAACCGCACGGGCGCUGAAGCAAGCGUUCCGCAACGAGGAGGCCCCGGUCUGGACUGGCGCCCGCACCACCAUUGCUUGCCAAACAGGGUUUAAGAGGAUGAUUUCUAUUCUCGAGAACCAAAGCGGAACGGGAGAUCGGGCCACCAUCAUGCAGUGCGCUUGUACUCUUCGCUGCUGGUAUCAAGCAGGCGCACUUCCUCGCCGGAGAAACGACCCGAGACUAUUUCCCUUCAAGCACGACCUGCUGCGCGCUGCGUCGAUUCUCGAUCUGCCUGUGCAUGGUCCGGAUAGGCUGUGGAGCAAGCGCAUCAGCUAUAGCAACUCCCAAAUUGCUCGUCAGGAGGAGUGGGACGACAUUCAAUAUGGGACAGGAAAUGAUGAGCCAUUUUGAGGACGAUUCAGAUGAAACGGAUUCAGAUGAAGAGAAAGUACCUAGAGUAGAACGAUCUAAAAUGACGUCGCUGCUCCUCCUAGAUGAGGUGCAAACUUUGCAAUUGUCCGCGCCUCGUUGAAUGGCGCGGAAAAAAAUGACCGUCAACUUCUCGCUGAUCUGUAACCCGUGUAGUUGUAACAGUAACUGCACCAUUUUAUACAACAGUAUUCACCAUUCGGAUUCGACUCCGUUCCAGGUCGUGUCCGCCUCCUUCUGAAUUAAACUCGAAAUAUGUGCUUCCUAAGCAAAUGAUGGAACUUCUGUUUACACCUGAUCUUUCUAUAUGUCAGAGUUCAGAGUCAGAUCGUUGGCGUGUUGCUCUAUGUAUAACGAGAAAACCUUCAUGAGAG